Molecule: messenger RNA, 204 nt
Organism: Protopolystoma xenopodis
Lineage: Eukaryota; Metazoa; Platyhelminthes; Monogenea; Polystomatidea; Polystomatidae
Source: the annotation of a GenBank genome assembly
AUGCUGGUGUGUGCUGCCAUGGGACACCUCGAGACAGGCUACAGAGAAAGACCAGUUUUUUAUUCUUUGCCCUCCGUCCCGAGGAAGGCGGCAGGAGAGACAGAUUGGCUGCUUCAAGACCGCCGACUGGGCGCACAGUUGUGUCUGCCAAACAGUCGACUGCCCACAGUUGCAGUCACGCAAACUGUUACACGCGUUGAUUAG